AUGCCGGGUCUCGCCGCGUCUGAUCUACCCCCGGAGACGCUCCACCCAGGCGACACACUCGAGUAUUUUAGCAACGCCUUCGUCUUUGGCGACCCUAGAGACCACCGCGUAGCUGUUGUUACGAAAGUCGAUGCUAGGAAGGGCGUCGACUAUCCUGUGACUCUCGAUACAGGCGACGUCAUCAGUCUGACCAUGAUGACGAAGCGGCUGGCAGACCGCUUCGGGAGACUGCUCAAACCUGACACCACUAAGUGGCGCAAGCUACGCACGUAUGAGUUGGCCGCCGGAUCCUGCUCGGCUCCUUCGCGAGCCAUCUCAUUAAAAAAAGCCUUAGAAGACGCCGUCAAAGCGUCAAUAGAAGCAGUCUACAGGGCGCUUCGAGACGUGCCUGAUGAGAUCGUCCAGGAGAGCCCGCAGUCGGACGACUUCGACAGCGAGGACCCGGCCUCGAGACCCGCCGACCCGUCCAGCACACCCAAUAUUCAGGCCACCGCCCUUCCCAACCCUUCAGAAGACAGUGAGCUAUUGGAAGACAAAGCCAAAAUUGAGGAAAAGACUCCAAGUUCUUGUAUUAAUCAAGUUAUCGACUUAGUUUCUUCAGAAGAAGAGGAGACGAUGCCUAGAAACGAUAAGAUGGACGCCGCGCCAUCCGAUGAGAAAGUGAAAGAGGCUGCAGCCUAUCUCAGCACAAUUCCGAGCCGCUACGCCCGUGAGAAGAUCCGCCACCAGCCAAAAAAGCGCAAUGGUCAGUGGCACGUGCCCAGAUCGAGGAAACGUCGGGAUCUGAUGAAAUGUGCCAUUACAAGCAGUGGCAACGCUAUCUACCACGCUAAAACAGUGAAAGCUGUUAAGAUUCAAACUCUAUUGAGCUCCCCGGAGGUUAAAAGUCGUCUAAAGAAUCUACACGCUCGCCGCACUACCUACCCUGAUCCUACGACCCGAAAUGAACGCGUCCUAUUGACUGAAUUCCCUGGCCUGCCGGCAUCGAGAAGAUCAGUAGUUGCAAACGCAACGGAGUCAGGUUUCCCGAUAUUGGGAAGUUUGACUCGUGUGCGUGUAAACGUAGACUCUGCUACGUUCUGCACACCGCGUUUGUGCAACCUGGAUGCGAAGUGUAGCAACGCUCCUCGCACUCUGAAAACUCUACGACUUUUUGACAGUGGUCGUGUCGGAUUAGGCGUCUACACUACAACAGAUCUCGACGUUGGAGACGUCGUUGGUGAAUACUGCGGGGAGCUGAGCGAGUUCCCUACCGUGGUGCAUGGCCAACCUGACCAGGCUGUAAAGCAGAACAGCGGCUACACGCUGCUGUACAACGCGAAGUCCACCAAAAAAAACUACGUCUACGUAGACGCUUUGAAGUGCGGAUCCAUCACCCGCUUCAUCUCGCACGCGUGUGACCCCAACGCGGCAUUCGUAGAGCAACAGACCCGGACUCGAGUGAAAGUUCUCGUAAAAAUGAUCAAAGACGUCAAGGCCGGUGCACAGAUCACUGUGCACUAUGGCAACGAGCGAUGGUUCAAGUGCGCGUGUGAUGACUGCUGGGCCGAAAACGACAACGAAGCCGCCAAUUCGGGGACUGAGUAG
This is a messenger RNA of Phytophthora nicotianae INRA-310, 1587 nucleotides long. RefSeq lists its product as hypothetical. Bases 1 to 1587 code for a protein of 528 amino acids. Lineage: Eukaryota; Oomycota; Peronosporomycetes; Peronosporales; Peronosporaceae. Gene Ontology annotation, biological process: regulation of DNA-templated transcription. The transcript is spliced from 2 exons. Gene Ontology annotation, molecular function: protein binding; histone H3K36 methyltransferase activity. Gene Ontology annotation, cellular component: nucleus; chromatin. The record is from RefSeq and is a predicted model, not a curated record.